Molecule: messenger RNA, 1029 nt
Organism: Lachancea lanzarotensis
Lineage: Eukaryota; Fungi; Ascomycota; Saccharomycetes; Saccharomycetales; Saccharomycetaceae
Product: LALA0S06e01992g1_1
Exons: 1
Coding region: 1-1029 (342 amino acids)
Biological process (GO): thiamine biosynthetic process
Source: RefSeq, a predicted model, not a curated record
AUGUCUACCGACAAAAUCACCUUUCUUUUGAACUGGCAACCAGCCCCAUACCAUAUCCCUCUCUUCUUGGCCAACCAAAAGGGCUACUUCAAGGAGCAAGGUUUGGACGUGGCUCUUUUGGAGCCAACUAACCCAUCUGACGUCACGGAAUUGAUUGGUUCCGGUAAAGUUGACAUGGGUUUGAAAGCCAUGAUCCAUACUCUGGCUGCCAAGGCCAGAGGCUUCCCUGUCACUUCCGUGGGAUCCCUAUUGGAUGAGCCAUUCACCGGUUUGUUGUAUUUGGCCGGUCGCGGUAUCACCGAUGACUUCCGGUCCCUAAAGGGCAAGAAGGUCGGUUACGUUGGUGAGUUCGGAAAGAUCCAGCUGGACGAAUUGACUAAGGCCUACGGAAUGACCCCUUCUGACUACACUGCCGUCAGAUGUGGUAUGAACGUUGCCAAGUACAUCAUCGAGGGCAAGAUCGACGCCGGUAUCGGUAUCGAGUGCAUGCAACAAGUGCAAUUGGAAGAGUACUUGAAGCAGCAGGGCAAGCCCGUUACGGACGCCAAGAUGUUGAGAAUCGACAAGUUGGCCUGUCUAGGCUGCUGCUGUUUCUGCACCAUUUUGUACAUUUGCAACGAUGAGUUUUUGGCUGCUAAUCCAGAAAAGGUCAGAAAGUUCAUGAAGGCCGUCAAGAAAGCUACCGACUACAUCUUGGCUAGCCCAAUUGACGCCUGGAAGGAGUAUAUCGACUUCAAGCCAGAAUUGGACACCGACAUGACUUUCAAGCAAUACCAAAGAUGUUACGCUUACUUCUCUAGCUCUUUGUUCAACGUCCACCGUGACUGGAACAAGGUUACCGGUUACGGUAAGAGACUAGAGAUCUUGCCAGCCGACUACAAGGCCAACUACUCCAACGAGUACUUGUCCUGGGCAGAACCUAACGAAGCUGAGGACCCAUUGGAAGCUCAAAGAUUGAUGGCCAUUCACCAAGAAAACUGCAGAGACAACGGUGGCUUCAAGAGAUUGAACGUUCCAUUGAAGGCUUGA